AUAAAAAAAAAGGUCAUGAAGACACCAUCUUCUUCCUCACAGAAACAAAGCUCCUUAAUAAUAAAAAAUUGGUUUCACACAUUCUCUUAUGCAGUUUGGUUCUUUAAUGGAGGUCCUCACUAUUCACGCUCCCAAAACCCUAGAAAUUGGUAAAACAAAAAGGAAAAAAAAUAUUUAACCAUUAAAAGUUUAGUUCUUUGGAAAAAUCAUUAUCUCUAAUUGUUUCUUAAUAUCAAAACUCAUCGUUAAUUAGUCAAAUUUCAUCCACAUUUGUUGAAUUCCGAUAGCUAUUUCCCACAAACAAUGCUUUGAUCAUACCAUGUAUUCUGUUUUUAUUAUUUAUUUAAAUCUAUUUAAGAAAGGUGUCAGCUUUAUUGAGAAGGACCACAUUAUUUAGUUGUUGUGGGAAAAAUUGUAUCUUUUUAGUUUCUUUUUCUUAUUAGUGUAGCCAAAAUUAGUGUGAUUAUAGUGAAGGUAAUUUUGGGGGUUGAUGGAGAGCAAUGAAGGAGGUGAUGAUCAAGAAGGUUCUGGAUGGAUGCAAGUGAAAAAGGUUGCCUUAGAUUGGGCAUUUUAUUGGACCACUUUGUGAAGAAAAUGGUGAAUUAGUCAGGCUAGUUCCAUAUUCUUGGACCAUUUAGUCUAUUUGUUAAUCAAUGUGUGAACUUCUUGUGCAGAAGCACAGAAGCAGUUCAAAGUUAUCGCUGCAUGGUUGGGUUGGAGGAUCAUCUCGAGGAACUGCUUCUGGCAAUCCAGACAGUCAGCCAUCAUUGGGUGUAAAAAGUGAGGAUCUUAAAUCUGCUGUUCAGCAUUCAAAAGGAAGUCGCCCUUGUAUUAUAGAUGAUGCCGUUACUUCAGUUCCAAAGGAAGAUGCAGUAAUUGUGCACGAUAAAUGUGUAGUCAGUCAUGGUAGUACUUCUGUUAGUUUAGGUUUUUCAACAGAUUCCAAUCAAGGAAUCAGUCGGGAACAUCCUCAAAGAAAUAACCAUGAAAUCCUACCAAAAAUCAAGUGGGGUGACUUGGAUGAUAGAGCUUUAACAUCUCAUUUUGGAAGUACUGUCCAAGCAGAAAUUAAAUUUGGUGACAUUCAAAAUCAUGAUCUGCUUAGUAGAAAAACUGAUCAAACAAAUGAUUCUUUUGUACACACUACUCCAACUGAUCUUGAGCAAAAUAGAUUGGUUGCAACCACGGAGGAUGGAAACCAUCAAAUUCUCGACUCUCGUCCUCUGUCUCCCAAGAUUGAAUCUGUUGAAGAGAACUAUGCAAAUCUGAAGGAGUUAUCUUCAGAAAAUGUUAAUACUACUGCUGUUUCUCCUCUUAGUAGAGGACAAUGUGAACAUACCCAGCUUGAAAAUGGCGACACUUGCAACAGCCCUGGCAAAAGGGUUAAAUCUGCUGCCAGAGAAGGGCCUAGCCGGGUAAGGAUUCCCAAUGUCAAAUCUGAAGAGGCUUGCAUGGAAAUCCCUGAAGUGGAUAGUCUUAAUCAGAAUAUACAAACAGUGGUAGUUUCCCAGGAUCCUGAAUUACUGUCACCUACUAAAGGAAGAUCAGGAAACAUUGGCCAGUCGGUUGUGGAGUCCUCUAAUGAAGAAAUUAGGAACAAACGCGUUGAUUCCAUCAUUGAGGAUUUAUCAAAAACUAAUUCGAGCAGUAUUGAUGCUGAAGACACUGGUGAAAGUAAAGAAAGGUUCAGGCAACGGCUCUGGUCCUUUCUUUUUGAGAAUCUUAAUCGGGCAAUAGAUGAACUCUACCUUCUCUGUGAACUGGAAUGUGAUCUGGAGCAAACAAAAGAGUCUAUUCUUGUUCUUGAAGAAGCCACAUCUGAUUUUAAAGAACUGAGUUCAAGAGUGGAGGAAUUUGAUAGACUGAAAAAAUCCAGUUCUCAUGCGACUGACGGAACACCUCUUACCAUGAAGUCUAACCAUCGCAGACCACAUGCUCUGUCAUGGGAGCAUCUUUUAGUAGUAUCAAUGUAUAUCAUACACACAGAGACACAACAACAGCUACGCCUUAGUCUCAAACAAGUUGGGGUCCGCCGGAUGACAACUUCACCUCACAGGGCAGAAAUACUGGCUUCAUCUCUCGAAGCUUUUCGAAAAAUUCAACAUGAAAGAGCUAGUUUGUCAGCUACAGGUGUGGAGAAAAUGGGAUCUAGUUGUUAUGACCAUCAUUGUGGAAGUACUAGUGUUUCGGAGACGUAUAAUGAGAAAGCUGACAAAAAAAGCUGUUCCAGUGAAUCAUUCGAGAAGAGUAGGAAGCAGAGUAAUCCUUCUCAGGGAAGUUUCAGUAGAGAGAAGAGGCCUGUUGAUUCAGGCAAGUCUGCUUCUCAUGCAUCUAGAUUACCUCCUAAGGAGGGAGUUUCCACACCUGUCAGUGGAAAGAACAAGAAAGACAAUGAGAAAAAUCUAAAGCCUAUAGAUCAUUUGAAAAGACAUUAUGAAAGAGACAAGGAAAAGCGAAAUGGAAGCUCCUGGAGAUCAAUGGAUGCUUGGAAGGAGAAGAGGAACUGGGAAGAUGUACUCUCCACUCCACACCGAGUUUCAUCUCGCUUCUCACAUUCACCUGGCAUGAGUAGAAAAAGUGCAGAGCGUGCACGAACUUUGCACGACAAACUAAUGUCUCCUGAGAAAAAGAAGAAGUCAGCAAUUGACUUAAAAAAAGAAGCCGCAGAAAAGCAUGCUCGUGCGAUGAGAAUUAGAACUGAACUUGAGAAUGAGAGAGUUCAAAAGCUUCAGCGAACAUCCGAGAAGCUGAACCGUGUAAGUGAAUGGCAAACCGUGCGUAGUAUGAAAUUGCGAGAGGUAAUGUAUGCUCGGCACCAGCGUAGUGAAUCUCGGCAUGAAGCUUACCUAGCUGAAGUUGUAAGAAGGGCAGGUGAUGAAAGCAUAAAAGUAAAUGAAGUUCGAUUCAUUACUUCACUCAAUGAAGAGAACAAAAAGCUCAUCUUGCGCCAGAAACUCCAUGAUUCUCAGUUGAGGAGGGCUGAGAAGCUUCAAGUGCUGAAAACUAAACAGAAAGAAGACAUGGCAAGGGAAGAAGCUGUCUUGGAACGCAAGAAACUAAUUGAAGCAGAAAAGUUGCAGCGCCUUGCAGAGAUACAGAGGAAAAAGGAAGAGGCACAAGUAAGAAGGGAAGAGGAGCGUAAAGCAUCAAGUGCCGCACGCGAAGCAAAGGCGGUGGAACAGAUGCGGAGAAAGGAGGUUCGAGCCAAAGCUCAACAGGAGGAAGCUGAACUCCUGGCCCAGAAAUUAGCUGAAAGACUCAGAGAAAGUGAACAGCGCCGCAAAAUUUAUCUGGAGCAAAUACGGGAAAGAGCUUCAAUGGAUUUCAGAGAUCAGUCUUCACCAUUUCGUCGUUCUGUGACUAAGGAGGGCCAAGGUAGAUCUACGCCAAUGAGUAACUGUGAAGAUAAUAACGAUAACAAUGGCUUUGCUCCUGAAGGCUCUAUGCUUGCUACAACCCAGCAUUCUUUAAAACGAAGGAUCAAAAAAAUCCGCCAACGACUUAUGGCGUUGAAGUAUGAUUGUCCUGAGCCUUCAAUCAGUAUGGAAAAUGCAGGUUUUGUUUAUAGAACUGCAGUGGCAAAUGCAAGGGCAAAAAUUGCGAAAUGGCUUCAAGAACUUCAAAGACUUCGCCAAGCAAGAAAAGAAGGGGCUGCGAGCUUUGGACUAAUAACAGCUGAAAUAAUUAAGUUUUUGGAGGGAAGGGAUGCUGAGCUGCAUGCUUCUCGUCAAGCUGGUCUGGUUGAUUUUAUUGCUUCUGCACUUCCCGCAUCUCACACGUCAAAACCAGAAAGCUGCCAGGUUACAGUCUACCUUUUAAGGCUUCUGAAAGUUGUGCUUUCAGCGGCUGCAAACAAGUCUUAUUUUCUUGCUCAAAAUCUACUGCCCCCCAUUAUCCCGAUGUUGGCGGCAGCUCUUGAAACCUACAUCAAAAAUGCAGCCUCAUCAAAUGGCACUGCUUCUGCCAACCUGGUCACAUGUAAAGCAUCGACUGAAAGGUUGGAGUUAAUGUCUGAAGUUCUGGACGGUUUCCUUUGGACAGCAGCUGCAAUUAUUGGUCAUGCAAGUACGGAUGAACGUGCCCUUCAGCUGCAAGAUGGUUUAAUCGAGGUUGUAAUUGCAUACCAAGUUAUUCACCGGUUACGGGAUCUUUUUGCACUUUAUGAUAGACCACCUGUAGAAGGUUCUCCUUUCCCUUCAUCAAUUCUUCUUGGUGUAAAUCUGUUGGCAGUCCUUACAUCCAGAUUCAGAAAUAUGUCUUUAGUAACAUGUAAAAACUUUCCUACUGUAUCAAAUCGUAGAAAUGAAAAGAACGACAUCCAACUUGCUGAAGCUUCGGACUUGAAGUCUUCUCCUUUGUGCAAUUCCCAAAAUGAUGGUAAAUUGGUAUUUACUGGAAUAAAUGGUGUAGCCUUGUGUUUGCCGGAUGUUCCGGAGGAUAGCCCCCUGGAUGAAUUUCCUAAAAUAAAAGAACAUCAGGCUGCAGUUAAUGAUCUGAGCUCUGACAAAGUUGACUCAAUCGCUGCUAGCAUGGAAACUGUAGAUGUACUGCAGGAAUCCGCAAGCAACGUGACGUACAAUAACCUUCAGACAGACGAGAAAAAAUCUCAAGAUCACAGUAAAGGUCAUACUGGUGGAAAUGAAUCAGUGAUGAAGCCGGCUGUCAAGUUUCUUCUUUCUGCCAUAUCUGAGACUGGCUUAGUUUGUCUUCCAUCCAUGUUGACAGCUGUACUAUUACAGGCUAAUAAUAGAUGUUCUGAACAGCAGGCCUCCUAUGUCCUUCCAUCCAAUUUUGAAGAUGUGGCAACUGGUGUAUUGAAGGUGUUGAACAAUUUAGCAUUAAUUGACAUAUCCUUUAUCCAGAAGAUGCUAGCCCGACCAGAUCUGAAGAUGGAAUUUUUUCACUUGAUGAGUUUUCUUCUCUCUUAUUGCACAAGCAAGUGGGGCAUAGCAACUGACCAGAUCGGUUUGCUGCUGCUAGAAUCAUUGUCGCUUCUUGGUUAUUUUUCAUUGUUCCAUCCUGAAAACCAAGCUGUUCUUCGAUGGGGAAAGAGCCCUACUAUUCUUCACAAGGUAUGCGACCUUCCCUUUGUGUUCUUUAGUGAUCCUGAGCUAAUGCCAAUCUUGGCGGGCACCACGGUUGCUGCCUGCUUUGGGUGUGAUCAGAACAAGGAUGUCAUUCAGCAAGAACUCAGCACCGAUAUGCUCCUUGCUUUGCUGAAAGCUUGUAGAAGUAGUCCUCCAUCUGCUAAUUCUUUUACAGUAGCUAAUAAUCCAUCACUAGAUGAGGCUGGUGUAUCUGCUCAGCUGGGUUCUGAAUCUAAAAACCUUCAAGUUGAUGUUCCACUGAAGUCAAACCGCAACAAUCAACGCAAUGCUCGGUUCCUUUCCCAGAGAGGCGGUGCAUUGCCGACUACUAGAACUGCCAGGAUCCGAAGCUUAAAAGAGAACAAAGUGGUGAAGCCUUCUGAAGGCAAAGGUCUGAAGAGCAAUUCAUCUGUGCCUGAAAGCACUGUUGCAUGGAUGUUGCAUUCUAGACUAUCUACUGACGUACUUGAUAAAGCAGAGCAGUUUUUUGCUGCAGUCAUCUGCAAUGAGAAUGCAGAAUUAUGAAUUUACUUCUGUAUAGUGUAUCCAUUCUUUUGAGUGCUUAAUGCCAAAUAAGGGCAGUAUAUGACACCGUAAUCUUCUUUACAGUGAGAUAUUAUGGUUAUUCGUCCAGAACUGCUCAAAAAGAACCUGCCCAUCAAAGCUUAUAAUACUUCUGUGGCUGUUCAAAAGCAUAGAACUAAAAUUGGUGAUGUAGGUUCCUUUAGGUUCUAUAUUAAGAUAAUUGCAGCAGCUGUUGCUUGA
Messenger RNA from Lycium ferocissimum, 5852 nucleotides. RefSeq lists its product as uncharacterized. NCBI's taxonomy places the organism in Eukaryota, Viridiplantae, Streptophyta, Magnoliopsida, Solanales, Solanaceae. The transcript has 9 exons. The record is from RefSeq and is a predicted model, not a curated record. Bases 654 to 5612 code for a protein of 1652 amino acids.